Molecule: messenger RNA, 2202 nt
Organism: Triplophysa rosa
Lineage: Eukaryota; Metazoa; Chordata; Actinopteri; Cypriniformes; Nemacheilidae
Gene: snx6
Product: sorting nexin 6
Exons: 14
Coding region: 203-1426 (407 amino acids)
Cellular component (GO): endosome
Molecular function (GO): phosphatidylinositol binding
Source: RefSeq, a predicted model, not a curated record
AACAAACAAACAAACAGAAAGACAUAAGACUUAAAGCUAAAUAUAAUAGUGAGCGAUUCUCCAGACAGAGGUUUGUGUGAGGUUGCAUUGCACUGAUCUCGUCUGAACACACGAAGGCUCCACCUCUCUAGAUCUCGAGCCUCACACACUCCCUCCCUCACGUCACACGACUCCGCCACAUUCAUCUCCACCCGCAGAAGCCAUGAUGCAAGAAGGGCUGGACGAUGGUCCCGAUUUUCUCUCCGAAGAGGAUAGAGGAACGAGAGCAGUGAAUGUGGAUCUUCAGACUGACGCUACACUACAAGUGGACAUUUCAGAUGCUCUGAGCGAGCGAGACAAAGUCAAGUUCACCGUCCAUACAAAGAGCACUCUUCCUAAUUUCAAGCAAAAUGAAUUCUCAGUGGUGAGACAACACGAAGAGUUUAUUUGGCUUCACGACUCCUUUGUGGAAAAUGAAGAAUAUGCCGGUUAUAUUAUCCCACCCGCUCCUCCGAGACCAGAUUUCGAUGCGUCACGUGAGAAGCUUCAAAAGUUGGGAGAAGGAGAAGGUUCAAUGACCAAGGAGGAGUUUACGAAGAUGAAGCAGGAACUCGAGGCGGAAUAUCUGGCCAUCUUCAAGAAGACCGUGGCCAUGCACGAGGUCUUUCUGUGCCGCGUCGCUGCUCAUCCCGUCCUGCGCAAAGACUUGAACUUUCAUGUUUUCUUAGAGUACAACCAAGAUCUGAGUGUACGAGGGAAGAACAAGAAGGAAAAGCUGGAGGACUUCUUCAAGAAUGUGGUGAAGUCUGCAGAUGGAGUUCUGGUGGCUGGAGUGAAGGAUGUCGAUGAUUUCUUUGAACACGAGAAGACAUUCCUCUUAGAAUACCACAACCGCGUCAAAGACUCUUCUGCCAAAUCUGAUAAAAUGAUCAGAUCUCACAAAAAUGCUGCCGACGACAUCAACAGAAUCGCCUCCACGCUGUACACUUUAGGAACCCAAGACUCCACAGAUCUGUGCAAAUUUUUCCUGAAAGUAUCAGAGCUUUUUGAGAAAACAAGGAAAAUUGAAGCUCGCGUGGCGGCCGACGAGGACUUGAAACUUGCCGACUUGUUGAAGUACUACCUCAGAGAGUCGCAAGCUGCCAAGGACCUUCUGUACAGACGAGGAAGGGCGUUAGUUGAUUAUGAGAAUGCUAAUAAAGCGCUGGAUAAAGCCCGGGCUAAAAACAAGGACGUUCUCCACGCAGAAACCACACAGCAAGUGUGCUGUCAGAAGUUUGAGAAAAUCUCAGAAUCGGCCAAACAAGAACUGAUAGAUUUCAAGACGAGACGAGUAGCGGCGUUUCGAAAGAACUUGGUGGAACUGGCUGAGCUGGAACUUAAACAUGCCAAGGGAAAUCUACAAUUGCUGCAGAGCUGUUUGGGGGUUCUGAAAGGAGACACUUAGACUCUUGAACCGGGGUUCUCAGAAUAGGGCUUUCCCUGCUUUGGUCUCGUCUUCAUUCAGAGGAUGGAGGAGAGAACAUACCUGGGGUCAGUUUGUCUAAAGAGACGUCUGUACUUACCACUACCAGAGACACCAUACUCCCUCCACAACCCCCCUUAAAGUGAGGCAGUCCACUGUGGAAGAUCACCCGAUCCACACAGCACAAGAUAUACAACUUCAUUUAAUCACAGACUUUUAACUUUUAAUUGUUAAUUGUUUUUCACGGGAUUCGCUACAUCAUUACAAUGUUGUUUUUCUGUCCGGUUUGUUUCAUUUUUGUUUGUUUUGUUUUGCUUGUUUUGUUGUAAUCAAAGUUGGUUUUGGUGAUCUAUAAGUGGAUGCUGCUCAGAUAUCUUGUUCAAGUUGAGCUGAUUGUUAUUACAAUUAAACUGUAUGGUCACACAAAGCCUUGUAUAUGUUUGUGUUAGUUUUUAUCAUGUAGUUACCGGUCAUCAGACUAAUUUUCUGCUAAGCAGUAUUUUGUUUGUUUGUUUAUUCCUAUUUUUUAUUCCUAAUAAUGUUUCAGUAUGUUUGCCUUAAAAUGAAUAUUAAUACGAUAUUGUUAAAAGAAAUUAUACAUGGAUGCAUUUUUUCUCCAGACUUUUUUUUUUAAGUGCUCUGUAUAUGAAUGUUUUUCUCCACAAUAUGUGACCAAAGCUUCCAUUUACUCAGAUGGAGGAAUGAUGACAUAAACUGGUAAUAACAAUGAUAAGAUGACUAUAAAAAAAUAAAUGCUG